CCCUACUGCCAAACAACCCCCAACAUAUUUUCCUACUGUUUGAUUUCAUUACCAUUAUUAUAGGAGAUUUUGAUCUUCAUUCAUGUCACCACUACUCCGAGCCCGCCAUUACCUUUCCCCCAAAUUCAAACAACUAAUUUCCCUCUCUAAUCCAACUUUAAAAUUCAAUUUCUCAACAAUUAACAAUGUCGGGGAAGAUACAAUUCCAGCAAACCCUCCUCCAAUACGGGUCGGAACCACCGAAUCAGCAGGUCGAGGAGUUUUUGCAACUCGAAGAAUUGAAUCUGCUGAGCUUAUUCAUACUGCAAAACCCGUGAUUUCUCACCCUCUUUUAUCGAAAAUCGACAGUGUUUGUUACCUAUGUCUUAGGAGAUUAAACCCUAAUGAUUCUCAUAUUAGGGUUGAACCCUUUUGUUCUCAAGAAUGCCAACAACAAGCUAAGGCAUUUUAUGAGUUAGAGAAGAAAGCAGAUUGGUCCACUUACCACAAUUACUGCAGAACUCUAGGUUUGAAAUAUCCACUUUUGGUAAAGCGCUUGGCUUGCAUGGUGAUAGCUGGAGCAGCAUCUACAGACUGUAUUAGCAUACUUCAACCUGCUCAUAUACUUCCUGAGAUAGAAGUGGAAUAUACCAUGCUGAGAGAUGCACUUGAAGAAAUGAAUAUGGUGAAAAAAAGCUUAGAAUUUUUAUCAGAGCAAUGGUAUGCUGAUGUGUUGGCUCGAAUACGUAUUAAUGCAUUUCGUAUUGAAAUGGUUGCUGGGUCAUAUGAUGAUAUUCAUACAAUGGCAGCAGCAUCAGUAGAAGCUGAAGCUGGAGUCGGAAAUGCUGUUUAUAUUCUUCCUUCAUUCUACAAUCAUGAUUGUGAUCCAAAUGUGCAUAUUAUAUGGAUGGACAAUGUUCAUGCAAGGCUGAAAUCACUCCGGGACAUAGAAGAAGGUGAAGAGCUUCGGAUAUGUUAUAUCGAUGCGAGUAUGGAUCAUGAUGCCCGGCAAAAUGUCCUAUUAGGAGGCUUUGGUUUCAAGUGCUCUUGUCAUCGCUGCUUGUCCGGUGAUUAAUGUUAUAGUAUUAUAUGUAUUCGGGUAAUUCCAAUAUUUCCUCAACAACUUGAUUUUUUUUUCUUUCCAUGCCACAUUUAUUCUAGUCCUGAGGAUCAAGGAAGUAAAUAGCUAGAUGUUCUAAGUUGUAAGUUUUUUUUCCUCAUCGUGAAGAGUGAAGACUCAUACCGAAGAUUAAGUUUUGCCGUUGAAGAUGCACUUCUGAAGUGCCUUCGAGUCGUUCAUUCAUGUAUGUCGCUCUUAUCUUAAUUGUUACUUUUGCCGUCCGUUUGGUAAUUACUAACAAGGCAUAAAUAAAAUGUUCGGCAUAAAUUUUCAUGAAAA
Molecule: messenger RNA, 1378 nt
Organism: Amaranthus tricolor (Joseph's coat)
Lineage: Eukaryota; Viridiplantae; Streptophyta; Magnoliopsida; Caryophyllales; Amaranthaceae
Product: histone-lysine N-methyltransferase ATXR4
Exons: 7
Coding region: 83-1054 (323 amino acids)
Cellular component (GO): nucleus
Molecular function (GO): protein binding
Source: RefSeq, a predicted model, not a curated record